AGACACCAGCGACUCGAGUCAUCGAACCGAAUCAGCAGCCGUGCAAGUCUUCAAUCCCGCAACGGAGACAUUUCUUCAAAACUAGAGGUACCUGGUUCUAUCGAACCUGCUUUGCGCUUACUGCACAUAGAAAUUCUAUCAUUAUCUUUCCUGGUACUCCGUAAACCCGCCCGGAACCACUUCUGGAGCUUAGUUACUAGCCCGAAUAGCAUCAACCACAAUGGCGGACAAAUUUAGCUCUCCACCUCCAGCCUAUCCUCCACCGGCCCAUACGGGAAACUACCCGCCUCAAGGUGCCUCACAAGACUACUAUGGCGGCCAGCAACCGCAAUAUCCUCCGCCACAGCAAGGCUACUAUCCUCCUCCUCAGCAGGGCUAUCCACAGCAAGGAAUGUAUUACGGGCCCCCUCAGCAAGGAUACCCGCCGCCACAGGGACAGUAUGUCGAAGAUCGAAGAAAAGAUAUGGGAACUGGCAUAUGUGCUGGUAUAUUAGGUGCCUUAGCGUGCUGCUGCUGUCUCGAUAUCAUCUUCUGAGUGCUCAGAAUCGGGCAGACUUGGGAGCAGCUUGUGGGGAGACAGAUGUUUUCCUUUUCUCCUCUCUUUUUUCCCGGGCAGCUGGUGGUGUUUUGGUGGUUAGCUUCUCGAACUUCUAGCUUGUGCUCCAUUAUUCGCUGAUGGUUCUUGCUUUAGAGUAUGUGCUAUGAGUUUUUCUCUUGUUCACUGGAGAUAUUAUUAUCUGGUUUGGCUGUUUGGAAGUGCUUUACAUUGAGCUUAGCAUGCAUUUUUUUUGUCUCUGCAGGUCGUAGUGGGCAGGUGUUUCUGUGAGAUGGUUAUCUGCUGUGUUCCUUGAAUUGCACUGACUAGGUACUUCAAUAUAGAUGAGGCAGUUCUCAUCUAGACAUGGAUUCUCCCUAGACUUCCUUUACGGAGCUAAUAUUUUUGCUUUGCAAAUGUCAGCAUUUAUUUUUUACUUUUAUUUUUAUUUUUAUUUUUAUUUUUGUUUUUUUUUUUUUGUGCUAUUUACUCCAAACUUCUCUUUUCCCAUGCGAAAGCUC
Molecule: messenger RNA, 1056 nt
Organism: Coccidioides posadasii C735 delta SOWgp
Lineage: Eukaryota; Fungi; Ascomycota; Eurotiomycetes; Onygenales; Onygenaceae
Source: RefSeq, a predicted model, not a curated record